Messenger RNA from Schistocerca americana (American grasshopper), 1193 nucleotides. Its product is annotated as speckle-type POZ protein B-like. The transcript has 3 exons. Gene Ontology annotation, molecular function: ubiquitin protein ligase binding. Gene Ontology annotation, biological process: regulation of proteolysis; proteasome-mediated ubiquitin-dependent protein catabolic process. Bases 209 to 823 code for a protein of 204 amino acids. Gene Ontology annotation, cellular component: cytoplasm; nucleus. Lineage: Eukaryota; Metazoa; Arthropoda; Insecta; Orthoptera; Acrididae. The record is from RefSeq and is a predicted model, not a curated record.
CGAGUGCAACCGAUCGGCACCAAGAUUUUCUAAUCCCGGGCCCAAGUCAAUAUUGGCAACUCUGGGAAAAGGAGUUCGAAAACGUCGUUGUAUCUCUGAUUUUAUUAAAGUGUUUUGUAAACGAAAAUAGUGUUUGCUACAUAUUUCGAUUGUGGUAACUGCGAAGUAUUAAUUCAACAGUAUUUAAAGGUCAGCAGCCUUGCUUAAUAUGCAACAGCCACAGGGAAGCCUACCAAACAACCUGAGAUCUUUGUUGGAGUCAGGACUGGGUGCUGACGUCUUGGUGGUGGCUGCGGAUGGCCACCUGGCUGCCCACAGCUCGAUACUGGUGGCUCGUAGCCCAGUGUUCGGUGCGUUACUCCGGCGGAUGAAGCGGAUGGUCUCGAUCCGCGACAUGCCCGUGGAUGUGGUACGGCAACUACUGACCUUCAUGUACACGGAUGAGGUGCCACAGCUGCAGAGUGUGGCACCCCAGCUGCUGGCACUUGCUGACAGAUUCGAGCUGCCAGUGCUGAAGGAGAAGUGCGAGCAACAUCUGAUUGAGAACUUACGUGUGGAGAACACGCCACUGUACUGCGUGCUCGCCCGGCGGCACUCAUGUCCGCUGCUCCAUAGUGCAGCCAUCGAUUACUUUGCGAGGCACGCUCAUCAAGUGGUGUGCUCACAGGGAUGGAUCGAGGAGCUGAGGAAGGACCCUAAGCUGCUGGCAGAGAUACCCCACCUAGUGGCCAACCACGCUGUUUCGAUAGCCAGUUCUAUGGAGGAAAUGAGGACGUGGAUGGGCUAUGGGAUUCAAGUGGACAAGGAGAAGAUUUCUGCUUGAGAGGAGGAAAUGUGACUUUGUAAAUAUGUCAACAGAAGCACAUGUGUUUUGUCAUGGUUUAUGUGAGUGUAGCCUAAACAAUUGUUGGCCCCACUAUUGAACAAACAAGGAUCUUGAUGGUAUAUAGAAGUAUCAUAAUAAUCUCUUUUCCACUAACAUUGCAUGUUCUUAAACACUUACGGUGUAAUGUAAAGAUUUCAUGUUUUACUAGAACACAGAGACAAAAAAUUAAUUGCAAUUCAAGAGGCAUAAAAAUUAAGUUCAACUAGUUGCUGUUCAGCUUUAUUAAAAGUUAAAUUACUGAGACAAAUAUAGGAUUACAUGGAGCUGAAAAAUUUUCUUUUCACUUAAGUUGUGCCAAAAUUAUUAC